AGUUCUCCCAAACCCGAUCCUGAAGCUACUAAAUAACUUUAUACAAUUACAACUAGCUAAUUAAUUAAUGAACUUAACCACUUUCGUAUUUGCCGGGUUGCCCGUGCUAAUUCAGCAUUAUGCUGAUUACUACAAGCAACGCGAUUUAGCUUCUACCCUAUGUGACGUCGAACCUCAACUUGGACUCCCGCAUGUUGACGAGUAUGAUUUUAUUGUGGUUGGCGGCGGAACGGCGGGUAGUUUAGUGGCGGGUAGAUUAGCGGACAAUUUUAACGUUCUCUUACUCGAACUUGGUGGCGACCCACCUCCCGUUAUUUACCCGGCGUAUAUUGGUUCCAUCAAGUCCUACGAUAUAAGGACGCAUCCCUCAAUUAACGAAAUAUACAAGUCUAUUCCUCAGUCCACUUCGGCAUUAGAUGACAAUGGGAUUGCAACCGUCCACGCCGGUCGGAUGUUGGGAGGUUCUGGUUCCCACAAUUCCAACGUGUACAACCGCGGCUCUCCCCUGGACUUUGAUUACUGGGCCAAACUCUUGGGCGACGUUACCUGGGACUAUAACCAUAUGUUAGAGCAUUUUAAGGAUACUGAAAAUUUUGUUGGGCAACUUGUCAACGAGAGGCAACGUUCCGACUACUACGGAGUAAAUGGACCCUUGCGGGUGGACACGGACGUCCCCGACUUUUUAAGCAAGUGGCGGAUGGCUGCUAAUGAACUAAGAUUCAACUUUAGCGAUCCAAAUGCUCGUCAAGCACCUUCAUUUACUCCUCAAUGCGUUUCCAUUCGGAAUGGAAUUAGAGAAAGCACUUAUGACGCCUUUGUCAAAAAGAAGACAAGUCGGAAACCAACAAUCCACCGAUAUUCACAAGCAGACAGGAUACUGAUCGACGAGAACAACAACGCUUAUGGGGUUGCUUAUACACGUCACGGAAUCCCGCAAAUUGCUCAUGCUAAGAAGGAAGUUAUCGUCUCGGCGGGAUCAUUUGGAUCCCCAAUCCUUCUAACAAAAUCUGGGAUUGGGCAACAAGAUGUUCUCAAGGCGGCAAAGAUUCCCCUCAAGAAAAACGUACCCGGCGUCGGAAAAAAUUUAUGGGAUCACGUCAUGCUCAUUCUAACCUUUCGCCGAAACGAUCCUUCCUACCGUGACCCCAAUUUCCUCGAAGAACUUAAAAAAUUCCAAACCGAUCGCACCGGUUACUUCGCCCAUCAACGUCGCACCCAAGCAUUCGCCUCUUCCUCUCGCGCUAAAACGGACGGUGAACCAGAAUGGGGGGAUAUUCAAGUCCAAAUGAUCGACCAACCCUUCAUUGAAGAAAAUCCGGGCGGCGCUGUCUGGGAAAUUAGUUUAUCCCGCCCAAAAAGCUCGGGCGAAUUCCUCUUCAACGCUUCAGCCUACGUUCAGGGAGAAACCGCAAAUGGGAAAUUGGGCCUCAGCAACUUCAAGUAUUUUAAUGAUUCGACCGACCUCGACGUAAUGGUCGAGGGGAUCAAUCUCGCCAUCAAAAUUAUGGAAGGGACGAAAGCCUUCAAGGCGAAUGGGUACAAAUUGGAUGAAUCAUUUGUUCCCUCGGCAUGCAAAAAGUUUCCGAGCAGAUCAGCAGAGAUGUGGAAGUGUGUUCUGAAAAGGUUGGGGACGACGCAGUGGCAUUGGUCGGGAACUUGUAAGAUGGGCAAGGCCAGCGAUCCUAUGGCUGUGGUUAAUUCGAAAAUGCAGGUGUUUGGCAUUGAAAAGUUACGAGUUGUGGACGCCAGUGUGAUGCCAAAGGUUACCAAUGCCAACUUGAACGCCGCCACGAUGGCGGUUGCGCAGAAAGGGGUGACAGAAAUAUUACACAAGUAUGGUAGCAACACAAAUGAGGACAAUUAACCAUCAAAUUAUUCACUAUUGUCAAUAUUAAUCAAGAGUUUGUGAAUCUAUCAAUCAGUCAUAUGUUUCGGGACGAGAGAGAUGAACCAAUCAUUUUAACAACAAAUGUUAAAACGCGUAAUACAAAAUUUAGAUAAUCGUGAUGUGGAUUUUGGUUAUUGAAUUAUUUAAUUUUAUUCUGUUAAAUUAUGACUCCUAAAGUUAUUUUAUUCAUUGUUUAAUAAAUUCAAAUACAUAAUUUUUGUCUUUAAUUCAA
Molecule: messenger RNA, 2120 nt
Organism: Folsomia candida
Lineage: Eukaryota; Metazoa; Arthropoda; Collembola; Entomobryomorpha; Isotomidae
Product: oxygen-dependent choline dehydrogenase
Exons: 8
Coding region: 68-1864 (598 amino acids)
Molecular function (GO): flavin adenine dinucleotide binding; ecdysone oxidase activity
Source: RefSeq, a predicted model, not a curated record